Messenger RNA from Penicilliopsis zonata CBS 506.65, 1530 nucleotides. RefSeq lists its product as hypothetical. The record is from RefSeq and is a predicted model, not a curated record. Gene Ontology annotation, cellular component: membrane. NCBI's taxonomy places the organism in Eukaryota, Fungi, Ascomycota, Eurotiomycetes, Eurotiales, Aspergillaceae. The transcript is spliced from 2 exons. Gene Ontology annotation, biological process: transmembrane transport. The coding region runs from base 1 to 1530 and encodes 509 amino acids. Gene Ontology annotation, molecular function: transmembrane transporter activity.
AUGUCAGGUACCGUUAAGAAUCCCGGUACACAGCCUGCUGUGGAGGCACUCGAUAUCGCAUAUAAAGCCAAGGCAGAGGUCCUGAAUGAUGCUAUCCAGGAGAUAGGCAUGGGACGCUAUCAAUGGCAGCUAUUUGUCGUGAUCGGCUUCGGUUGGGCUUCGGACAACCUGUGGCCUGUCGUCACCUCGCUCAUUCUCACCCCCAUCGCGUACGAGUUCGCCCCAUCACACCCACCGUUGCUCACUCUCUCUCAGAACCUCGGCUUGCUGGCCGGGGCGAUGUUCUGGGGGUUUGGCUGCGACCUGUUCGGACGACGCUGGGCCUUCAACCUCACCAUCGGCAUCACGGCAGUGUUUGGCCUGAUCGCCGCGGGGGCCCCGACUUUCGGCGCAGUCUGUACCUUUGCAGCCUUGUGGUCGGUGGGCGUCGGAGGAAAUCUCCCAGUUGAUUCAGCCAUCUUCCUUGAGUUUCUCCCGGCCUCCCACCAGUAUCUGCUCACAGUGUUGUCGAUCGACUGGGCGUUUGCGCAGGUGCUGGCAACUCUCGUAGCCUGGCCGCUACUGGGAGACUUCACCUGUGUAGAUGAAUCUAGAUGCACCCGAACCGAGGAUAUGGGAUGGAGGUACUUCCUGCUUGCCAUGGGAGCCAUCGCGAUGCUGAUGUUCGCUGUCCGGCUUUCCUAUUUCACCAUCUUCGAGUCACCCAAGUACCUGAUGGGCAAGGGCAGGAACGACGAAGCGGUUCGCGUGGUGCACGAAGUGGCGCGGAGGAACGGCAAGGCCUCAUCUCUCACAGUGGCUGAUCUGGAUGACUGCGACUACCAGCAGCAGCAGCAGCAGCAGGAGCGGCAACAGCAGGGGAACAGCGGCCCGAGUACAGCGGAGAUUCUGCGUCGACGGCUCUCGAAGCUCGACCUGGCGCACAUCAAAGCGUUGUUCCAGACACCCAAGCGCGCGUACGCAACGACCCUGAUCGUGCUCGUCUGGGCCCUGAUCGGCCUGGGAUUCCCACUCUACAACGCCUUCCUGCCGUACAUCCAGCAGACGCGCGGCGUCGAGUUUGGCGACGGUUCAACUUACCUAACCUACCGUAACUCGCUCAUCAUCGCCCUCCUAGGCGUGCCGGGCUGUCUGCUCGGCGGCGUGCUCGUCGACCUGCCCCGGUUCGGACGCAGGGGCGCCCUCUCGCUCUCCACCGCGCUCACGGGCGUGUUUCUCCUGGCCUCCACCUCGGCGACAUCCUCCAACACCCUCCUCGCCUGGAACUGCGCCUACACCUUCAUGAGUAACAUCAUGUACGCCGUCCUCUACGCCUACACGCCUGAGAUCUUUCUGACUAAACACCGCGGCACGGGGAACGCCCUCGCCGCCUCCGCCAACCGUAUCUUCGGCGUCUUGGCCCCCGUCAUCGCCAUGUUUGCCAAUCUUGAAACAGCCGUGCCUGUUUACCUCAGCGGUGCGCUGUUUCUCAUCGCAGCUCUGCUUGUAGUCUUGAUCCCGUAUGAGUCACGAGGGAAGGCGAGUCUAUAA